GUUCGCCCCUCCCUCCCCGUCACCCGUAACAACCACUCGAGCCCUCGCCGCGCCCCUCGGCGCUCCCGCCCCGGCCCCCGUCCCCGGAACCGGCGGUCUAGCGGCGGCAGCCGAGCCUGUGGCACGGCUCUCUCCCCGCGGAGCCGCCGGCAUGAACGCAUCCCGCCGCCCCGCGUCCCCGAUCCUGUCCUUUUGACAAGAGGUAAGCGCGCGUCGUCGUGGAGAGCUAGGAGCGCGCCCGGGUUCCCGCCCCCGGCCGGAUCCCUCUGCCGAGGUGGCCGCGGGCGCUCGCCCUCUCCGGGACGGCAGAGCCGGCCGGGUCUUCAGCCGCCGCCGCCCCGAUCUGGCCCGCCCCCACCUCCGUCCAGCCCCGGCCUGCUGGGAGGCGCUCCCCCGGGGCCGACCCUGGGCUGAUUUUCAAACACCAAUCAUCAUGCAAUAGAGGCAGCCCGGGCCUCCCGUGCCAUUUGGCGGUGGUCAACUCCGGAUGCCCGCGUGGGGAGCGGAUCUGGACCAGGCUCCCCAAACCGAAAACCUGCCCGAAUUCAGGGAGCUGGCGAGCAAGCUGGUCCUUCAGUGUAGUCACUUUGGGAGUAAGAAGAUUGCUAUUGAAUUACAACCAUGGUGCAGAAAUACCAGUCCCCAGUGAGGGUGUAUAAGCACCCCUUUGAGUUAAUUAUGGCUGCCUAUGAGAGGAGAUUCCCUACAUGUCCUUUGAUCCCAAUGUUCGUGGACAGUGACACCGUGAGCGAAUUCAAGAGUGAAGAUGGGGCUAUUCAUGUCAUCGAGAGGCGCUGCAAGCUGGAUAUCGACGCUCCCAGGCUGUUAAAGAAGAUUGCAGGAGUCGAUUAUGUUUAUUUUGUCCAGAAAAACUCCCUGAAUUCUCGGGAGCGCACUUUGCAUAUCGAGGCGCACAACGAGACGUUUUCUAACCGGGUCAUCAUCCACGAGCACUGCUGCUACACGGUUCACCCCGAGAACGAAGACUGGACCUGCUUCGAACAGUCUGCAAGUUUAGAUAUCAAAUCCUUCUUUGGUUUUGAAAGUACAGUGGAAAAAAUUGCCAUGAAACAAUAUACCAGCAACAUUAAAAAAGGGAAAGAAAUCAUCGAAUACUACCUACGGCAGCUGGAGGAGGAGGGCAUCACCUUUGUGCCCCGGUGGACCCCGCCCUCUCUGCGGCCCUCAUCAGAAACACUGUCAUCAAGCAAGAGUCAGGCCGCACCUGCAGCUGUCCUUGUCCCAGAUGCUGCUGCCCUCAAGGAGGGGCUGAGUGGGGAAGGCAUCAGCAGCCCAGGCCCAGCGUCUGAGCCUGUGGUAGGAACCCCUGAUGACAAGCUAGAUGCCGACUACAUCAAGAGAUACUUGGGUGACCUGACCCCGCUCCAGGAGAGCUGCCUCAUCCGACUGCGCCAGUGGCUCCAGGAGACGCACAAGGGCAAAAUCCCGAAGGAUGAGCAUAUUCUCCGGUUUCUGCGUGCCCGGGAUUUUAAUAUUGACAAAGCCAGAGAGAUCAUGUGCCAGUCUCUAACUUGGCGGAAGCAGCACCAGGUGGAUUACAUCCUGGACACCUGGACUCCGCCCCAGGUCCUUCAGGAUUACUACGCUGGAGGCUGGCAUCACCAUGACAAAGACGGGCGACCGCUGUAUGUGCUCAGACUGGGGCAGAUGGACACCAAGGGCUUGGUGCGAGCCCUCGGAGAGGAAGCCCUGCUGCGAUACGUUCUUUCCAUAAACGAAGAAGGCCUAAGACGAUGUGAAGAAAAUACCAAAGUCUUCGGCAGGCCGAUCAGCUCGUGGACCUGCCUGGUAGACCUUGAAGGACUGAACAUGCGCCAUCUGUGGAGACCUGGAGUCAAAGCCUUGCUGCGCAUCAUCGAGGUGGUGGAGGCCAACUACCCGGAGACAUUGGGCCGCCUCCUCAUCCUCCGAGCCCCCAGGGUCUUCCCUGUCCUCUGGACACUGGUUAGUCCAUUUAUUGACGACAACACAAGAAGGAAAUUCCUCAUUUAUGCGGGAAAUGACUACCAGGGCCCUGGAGGCCUGCUGGAUUACAUCGACAAAGAGAUAAUUCCAGAUUUCCUGAGCGGGGAGUGCAUGUGUGAUGUACCAGAGGGUGGACUGGUCCCCAAAUCUCUGUACAGGACUGCAGAGGAACUGGAAAAUGAGGACCUGAAGCUCUGGACAGAGACCAUCUACCAGUCUGCCAGCGUGUUCAAAGGAGCCCCGCAUGAGAUUCUCAUUCAGAUUGUGGACGCCGCCUCAGUGAUCACCUGGGAUUUUGACGUGUGCAAAGGGGACAUUGUUUUUAAUAUUUAUCACUCCAAGAGGUCUCCCCAGCCACCCAAAAAGGACGCGCUGGGGGCCCACAGCAUCACCUCUCCCGGUGGGAACAACGUGCAGCUCAUAGACAAAGUGUGGCAGCUGGGCCGGGACUACAGCACGGUGGAGUCGCCACUGAUCUGCAAAGAAGGAGAGAGUGUGCAGGGCUCCCAUGUGACCAGGUGGCCGGGCUUCUACAUCCUGCAGUGGAAGUUCCACAGCAUGCCAGCGUGUUCCGCCACCAACCUCCCCCGAGUGGACGACGUGCUGGCCUCCCUGCAGGUCUCCUCCCACAAGUGCAAAGUGAUGUACUACACAGAAGUGAUCGGGUCCGAGGAUUUCAGAGGCUCCAUGACCAGCCUGGAGUCCAGCCACAGUGGGUUCUCACAGCUGAGUGCCGCCACCACCUCCUCCAGCCAAUCACACUCCAGCUCCAUGAUUUCCAGAUGGCGAUUUUGCUGACAGCCUCCAAGAAAACGCUUCAUGCAACAGUCCACAUGUGCCCAGAGAUGCUUGUGGGACUGUUUGAGUCGCAGCCAUGUCUCAGGCUGAAGAUCUGUCCCCUUAGUCCAUUCAGAAGUGGCUCUGCUCAGCGCCUCAGAACUGAGCUGAGCGCAUGACCACACACUCACAGGCCUCUAGCCGCCCCAGGCCACAGGGCACUGGCUGCCUUGGGAGGGUGACUAGGUGUGAUGUGAGUGUGUGCCGUGCAGUCUCUUCUCACAGUGCCCGGCACGUGUCCUAAAAUGCUGCUGUCUCGCCCUCCCACCCAGUCCCAGCUCUCUGGGUUCUCCCUGUUACUAGUGUCUUAAUUCACUCUCCUUCCUGAACCCAUUAUUUGCAUAUCAGAUUCUGUAAAUGUUUUAUAAACAUAUUACCUCACUCUUGGUAAUACAAUAUUGAUAGUCUUUAAAAGAUUUUUUAUUGUUACAAUAAUAAAUGUGAACUGUUUAA
Chionomys nivalis (European snow vole) is the source of this 3276-nucleotide messenger RNA. RefSeq names its product SEC14 like lipid binding 1 (gene Sec14l1). The record is from RefSeq and is a predicted model, not a curated record. Gene Ontology annotation, cellular component: cytoplasm; cytosol. Gene Ontology annotation, biological process: negative regulation of RIG-I signaling pathway. The coding region runs from base 622 to 2784 and encodes 720 amino acids. The transcript is spliced from 17 exons. NCBI's taxonomy places the organism in Eukaryota, Metazoa, Chordata, Mammalia, Rodentia, Cricetidae. Gene Ontology annotation, molecular function: RIG-I binding.